GCUCCUUCUUUGGAAAUACGGCAGAGACUGUCCCAGCGCAACCAUGGAACAAACGGAUGCUGCAUACAACGAAUAUAAAGCGUUUUACGCUACAUGCCAUCAGGACACGACGACAGACUGCUACGCAGAAUUCCUCAAAACACUAGACAAGCAAGAACCAAUAUUGGAUUUCAAAUAUGAUGAGAAGCAAUAUGUUGCCGUCAAGAAAGCAUUUUCGGACUCGGAGUACUGCAAUUUUUAUGGUGUUGCCAAAGCGUUCUGCCAACACGUUGACAAAAACAUGAAGAAGUGGGACUCAGCAGAGUACUACUCACCAUACUGUGCCCUGGUACAAGCUUCAGCCUUUGGUAAGCCUCGACUGAUGGUAGAGGUCAGGAAAACCUUACCAGUUUCAUACGUUUGUCUUCGCAACGAAUAUAGUGGUGGAUAUCCACCUCAUUGUCCAGUUGCUGAUAUCUUGACUGAAGAGAGAAGGCUUGAUGAUGGAACUGGAUGA
Messenger RNA from Paraglomus occultum, 496 nucleotides. NCBI's taxonomy places the organism in Eukaryota, Fungi, Glomeromycota, Glomeromycetes, Paraglomerales, Paraglomeraceae. The record is from the annotation of a GenBank genome assembly.